AUGUGGGUAGAUGGUGUGCAAGACUGCAGAAAAUCAGUGGACUUCAGAAAACGGUGGGGAUCUACAUCAAACCGGAAAAACUCUACUGGGCCCGCCUGCCUUUGUGACAUAGCCCAGUCAGCCUCAGCUGUAGAUCUUGCCUUGACUGGUGAGGCCCAAAGCCAGUGGCCCCGCGGAGGCGGGAGCCGGGCCAUGGCUGAGGCGGCUGGGCCCAGUGGCGAAUGCCAAGGCGCCGAAGUUAAAAUCCAGCAGCCUGUGGCAAAACCUGUCAAGGGACCACUGAGGCGUGGCCCGCGCUCGGUGCUCAGAGUGUCUCAGCUGCUGCUCCGGGCCAUCGCUGCGCACAAAGGGCUGACUUUGGCAGCCCUCAAGAAGGAACUUGGAAACGCUGGCUACGAAGUGCGCAGGAAGAGUGUCCGCCACCGGGGCGAUACCUCCAAGUCCGAGGUGAAGGGCACGCUCCUUAGGGUCAGCGGCAGCGAUGCCGCCGGCUACUUCAGGGUCAGGAAGAUCCCGAAGCCGAAGAGAAAGUUGAGAUGCUCAAGGUUGGAGGACGGUGUCGGGCCUCCGAGAAGGGGCCCACGGAGGCGUCGCGUGCAACGCAGGGCAGCCAAGAAGGCCAGAGACAUAUGGAGACGGAACGCGAGGCCAAACGAGAGGGCGAGGAGGGUGAGGCCAAGAGCCAAGGACCAGGUGCGUGUUGGAGCCAAGAAGGAAGCAAGGGCCAAAGUGGUGGACGAGAGGAGAGGACGAACCAAGAAGGAAGACCCCAGGCCUACAUCAGGAGAGAAGAGGCCAAGCUCGAAGCCCAGGGAGGAGAAGCAUGACCCGGAGAAGCCAGUGAAACGGACCAUCCAGAAGCCAAGCCUGCUUAAGACCAACCGAACUUCCAGUUGUCAGGGAAAGACUCGCACAAAGACUUCCACUAAAUCUGAAGGCCCUCGGAAUGCAGUCCGGAAUCCACAGCGGAAUUUACAGCGUGGGAGCAGCUGCCCUUCCUCCAGGCACACAUGCCUUUCCUCCCUAGGCUCGAAAAAGAGCAGCUCUCACACUCAUUGAAAAUGGACAAAACUAUUUACAGGGCCUUUCCACCACA
This is a messenger RNA of Microcebus murinus (gray mouse lemur), 1096 nucleotides long. RefSeq names its product H1.7 linker histone (gene H1-7). Gene Ontology annotation, cellular component: nucleosome. The record is from RefSeq and is a predicted model, not a curated record. Lineage: Eukaryota; Metazoa; Chordata; Mammalia; Primates; Cheirogaleidae. Gene Ontology annotation, biological process: nucleosome assembly. Gene Ontology annotation, molecular function: DNA binding; structural constituent of chromatin.